Molecule: messenger RNA, 473 nt
Organism: Hevea brasiliensis (rubber tree)
Lineage: Eukaryota; Viridiplantae; Streptophyta; Magnoliopsida; Malpighiales; Euphorbiaceae
Product: 40S ribosomal protein S29
Exons: 3
Coding region: 110-280 (56 amino acids)
Biological process (GO): translation
Cellular component (GO): ribosome; cytosolic small ribosomal subunit
Molecular function (GO): structural constituent of ribosome; zinc ion binding
Source: RefSeq, a predicted model, not a curated record
UGUUUCUUUCACAUCCUCUGCGACUGCGAUUCUAGGGUUUUUUUUUUUGUGUGUAAGCUUUCUCUGCGCUGCUCUAAAUCUUCAAACCUGCACAGCAAAUCGUCUAGUCAUGGGUCAUUCCAACGUCUGGAAUUCACACCCCAAGACCUAUGGCCCUGGUUCUCGUGCCUGCCGUGUGUGUGGAAAUCCCCAUGGGUUGAUCAGGAAGUAUGGGCUUAUGUGUUGCAGACAGUGCUUCCGUAGCAAUGCCAAGGAAAUUGGCUUCAUCAAGUAUCGCUGAAGGAUAAACACCUUUUGGACUAAAGGAGAGGACAAGAAUGAUUCAAGUAGUGGCUUUCUGUUUGAUGAAUUUUAAGAUAUUGUUUAUUUAGUUGAUGUGUUGUUGAACUUGGAUUUAUGGUAGACAACGGGUAUUUUGGAGUACUGUGAGAAUAUUGUUGGAAAUUCUCAUUUAUGGAUGAUUACCUUUCUUA